Molecule: messenger RNA, 3100 nt
Organism: Sturnus vulgaris (Common starling)
Lineage: Eukaryota; Metazoa; Chordata; Aves; Passeriformes; Sturnidae
Gene: BEND4
Product: BEN domain containing 4
Molecular function (GO): DNA binding
Source: RefSeq, a predicted model, not a curated record
AUGGUGGAGGUGCCCCGCGGGCGCGGAGCGGGGCAGCCCUUCCCGCACGCCGCCGAGCCGCUGCCCUACGCGCCGCACGGCCCCUUCCCCAACGGGCCCGCCCGCCCCGGCGCUGCCCCUGGCGCUGCCCAGGGCCACCCGCGCCCGCCGCCGCCGGCCCCGAGCUCCUCGGGCCGCUACGGCCCCUGCCCGGCCGUGGCGGGGGGCGGCGGCGCGGAGCUGAGCGCAGAGAGUCGAAUGAUUCUGGAUGCCUUUGCUCAACAAUGCAGCCGGGUUCUAAGUCUCUUAAAUUGUGGUGGAAAACUACUGGACAACAAUCACUCUCAGUCCAUGAUUUCUUGUAUAAAGCAGGAAAACCCAAAUUAUAGUGAAAGACAAGAGCAAUGUCAGCUCGGGAAAAUGGUCCAUAGUCAGACAUCAGACAUUUUAGACAUAGAGAUGCAGUAUAUGCAAAAGAAACAACAAACCUCAGCCUUUCUGAGAGUUUUUACUGAUUCCCUUCAGAACUAUUUGCUUUCUGGGAGCUUUCCUUCUCAGAACACCUCAUCAAUAAAUGAUUUUAGCCAUUUGGCAGAUGUGGAUCCACUUUCAGCCUCUCCAGUACACACUUUAGGUGGAUGGACAUCUCCAGCAACAUCGGAAUCUCAUGGUCAUCCAUCAUCUUCUACACUUCCAGAGGAGGAAGAGGAGGAAGAGGAGGAAGGUUACUGCCCUCGGUGUCAAGAGCUAGAGCAGGAGGUAAUUUCAUUGCAACAAGAAAAUGAAGAGCUUCGUAGAAAGUUGGAGAGCAUUCCAGUGCCCUGCCAGACGGUUUUAGAUUAUUUGAAGACUGUACUUCAGCAUCACAACCAGCUUAUGGUACCACAGCCAACAGACCAUCCAACAGAGGGGAGUAAGCAGUUGCUGAACAACUACCCUGUCUACAUCACUAGUAAACAGUGGGAUGAGGCUGUAAAUUCUUCCAAGAAAGAUGGACGACGGCUCCUUCGCUAUCUCAUCAGAUUUGUUUUCACAACCGAUGAGCUUAAGUACUCAUGCGGCCUUGGAAAAAGGAAAAGGUCAGUGCAGUCAGGAGAGACAGGUCCUGAAAGACGUCCUCUGGAUCCAGUUAAAGUAACAUGUCUCAGAGAGUUCAUUAGGAUGCACUGCACCUCCAACCCGGACUGGUGGAUGCCCUCUGAGGAGCAGAUAAACAAGGUGUUCAGUGACGCCGUGGGACACGCGCGCCAGGGCCGCGCCGUGGGGACUUUCCUUCACAACGGCCACUCCUACUACGAAGGGACUGACCACCCCCCGUCACAGGAUGAAGUCUUCAACAGAGGUAUGCAAGAUGGAUCUGGAGAUUGAUGGCAGUGACAACCACAUCACACAACAGUAGCAACCACUUAAUUUAGGAGAGACUGUUUGUUAAACAUGCUUAACCCUGCUGUCAUUUAGGAAUCCAAAGCAUGUUUGAACACGUACUGCAUACAUUCCAGCUUCUCCAUCCUACCAUAUCCCAGUUAACAGAAAGAAAUCCAUUUCAAGACCUGCUUUAUGGGACUUCUCAGUGCCUAUUAUUUCCAAACUCUUCAUAGCACACUCAAAGAGAAUGUGCAGUUCAUUUCAUCCAGUUGUAGAGGAAAGAUCAUUUAAAAACUAUAAAAAUGUCAAAAGAAACAGCAGCUACUAUCUCUUCAGCCUAUUGAUAACAAUCCUAGGCCUGGACUCGGAACAGCUGGGUGCUAUUUGAUUUCCCUGACUAGAAGAUUUAAGUACAAGUCUGCACACUUACAACAACAACAAAAAAAAGUUGUUUCCCAUUUGCUAACAGAAAAGAACAUAAUUAUAAAUGCUACCUUAAAAUACCACACAAGAUAGGAAAUCCAGGGACUUUCUUAGCCAAAUCUGUCAGGAAAUUAAGCUUCCCCAGUAAAACAGCAGUACUCAUCAACAGCAGAAUCCUUCAAAGACCCAGAACAAUAGCAAGCACUUCUAACAGAUAAAAAUUGCAUUGUAUAUCAGAUAGACAGUAUAUUUAUCUAGAUUUCUAGAGGAUUAGAGUUGAUCAUGACAGUUUUCAUUAAGAAAAGAUUGCUAAAAACAAAUUGCCAUUUCAGAAGACAGAUUUUCCUUUGUCUGUUCCUAUUCUGCAGCCAUAUUACGUAGCUUUAGAGGCUUUAAAUUGCCUUUUCUUGUUUUCACUUUAAUUUGUGUUUUAUAUCCAUUCCUUGAAAGAGGUGAGGCAACGUGCUGGUUUUGCUCAGUGUUGCAUUCAGGGAGGGGUUGGGCAAGAAGAACCUGGUUUAUUGUUCUGUAGUAAGUAGACAUAGGAUCCAGACUGAGAGCUGUAAGAAAGGAGCUGUUGGAGCAGAAUUCACAAUGGUGUACAACAUUGGAAGCAGAUACUAGCUUUAAAAAAAAUGUCAAUCCACAAAAAAAAAAGUUUAAUUUUAAAUGUUUAGGAGUCCAUUGUCCCUCUAAAUUGAUCCACGCCAGAAAUAUGCAAUGCCAAAGAAACGCUGCUCUUUCCUUUCCACAUCAGGUUGUUUCCAUUUCCUUACCUUUGUGUGCUCUCUCAGGCCAGUGUUGGCAUCCUCCAUAGCCUGAACCAGCACUUCCUGAGGCAACAUUUCCCCACUGGCAGGUAGAGGGAACUGGUUUUUUGGAAAGAAAGCUCACUCCACUUUUGUCCAUCCUUAGUGCUACCUCAUCAGCGUUGGCUCUCCUGAACGCUUCUCUCAUACUCCCCAGCUUUCCUCACCGCCUUGUGCAAGCCACAAGCAUAGCUACUAAUGGCUCCUUUCACCCUUCUCCUCCCCUUCCCCACCUUCUGCCCACGCACCAGGCAAGGCAGGAGGCACUGGACCCUUCCCCAGAGACCAGGAAGGGCUCUCUGGGGUGCAGCACUCCUCAAAACCCAGCCUGGCCACAGGGCUGAGGCUCCAAGUCCAGCUCACCCACACAGGAGCUCCUUCCUGCCCUCUGCCUCCCCUCUGCCUGUGGGUUCCCUGUGACUGCUCUCUCCUGGCCUCUGGGGCAUCUCAGGACAUGGGCUCACCAUGCACUGCCAUAGAGAGGACCUUGCUCUGUCCCCAUAUGCUUUAGGCCCUCAAAUGUC